Musa acuminata subsp. malaccensis (wild Malaysian banana) is the source of this 2154-nucleotide messenger RNA. RefSeq names its product beta-glucuronosyltransferase GlcAT14B-like. Gene Ontology annotation, cellular component: membrane. Gene Ontology annotation, molecular function: glucuronosyltransferase activity. Lineage: Eukaryota; Viridiplantae; Streptophyta; Magnoliopsida; Zingiberales; Musaceae. The record is from RefSeq and is a predicted model, not a curated record.
UCCCCCUCUCUCUCUCUCUCUCUCUCUCUGCUCGCUUCUUCAUCCUCCCUCUUCAUUCACUGGCCAUCGCCCAAAGUCCUCGUCUUGGAGGAAUAUCGUCGUGGUUUUCUGGACGAUUUCCCUCCGACCACCGGUUUUCGGCUAGGUGUGCUCUCUGAUUUCGCUGCUUCCGUCCGUCCUUUUCUUUUAUUUGGUGCAUUUGAAGGCGCGAUCUCGGCGAAAAGAUCGAUCUCUCCGGUGCUUUUCCUCCAUUUCUGGUGUAGAGUGGUCAGAUCAGAAUGGGAGGAUUGCGUGGAUGCAGAAAUAGAGAAUUGGAGGUGUUCCCGUUGUAGAGUCUAAAGGCUGCGGAGCAUCUUGGAGAUAGCAACACAACAGUUGAUCUAUCAAGUGGUGAGUAAAAGUAUGAGAAAGAAUGGGAGCCUUCAUCUAGGGAGAGCAUUUAGUGACAGAAGAUGGCUUAUUCCAUUCUUUGCAAGCUUGCUGGUCUCUUUCACUCUCUUCAUGGCAAAUGUUCUUGGGCUAUUUGCCACUCACAAUCCUGGGGAUUCAUUGUCCUUCGAUGUUAGUUUAGAUGUUUCUGAGGGUUAUAACAUAGAGCCAGAAAGGAAAGAGCCAAUGGACCAGACAGUGGCAUCGGAAAAUGAAGCUCCACGGAUAGCUUAUCUGUUAACUGGCACAAAAGGUGACAGCCAAAGAAUGAGGAGAACUCUGCAAGCAAUAUAUCAUCCACGAAAUCAAUAUAUUCUGCACUUGGACCUUGAGGCUCCUCCCAGGGAAAGGAUAGACUUGGCCAUGUAUGUCAAGGGGGAUCCUUUGUUUAGUGAGGUUGAGAAUGUACGUGUAAUUGCCAAAGCCAACUUGGUGACAUACAAGGGCCCAACAAUGAUUGCGUGCACCCUUCAUGCGAUUGCCAUCCUGUUGAAGGAGAGGUUAAGAUGGGACUGGUUUAUAAAUCUGAGUGCAUCGGAUUAUCCUCUUAUGACACAAGAUGAUAUACUACAUGUUCUAUCUUCUUUGCCUAGAAACCUCAACUUCAUUGAGCACUCACCUAUUGCUGGUUGGAAACUGACUCAGAGGGCAAGACCAAUAAUUGUUGAUCCGGGUCUUUAUUUGUCCAAAAAAUUCAACGUUUUUGAAACCAAAGAACGCCGUGAACUGCCAACCUCUUUCAAAUUGUACACUGGUUCAGCAUGGGUGAUGCUGACUCGGAACUUCCUCGAGUACUGCAUAUGGGGAUGGGAAAACCUUCCUCGAGUUCUCCUGAUGUAUUAUGUAAAUUUUAUCUCCUCACCUGAAGGUUACUUCCACACUGUCAUCUGCAAUUCUGAUCAGUUCAAGAACAGUUCGAUAAGCCACGACCUACAUUAUAUUGCCUGGGACAAACCUCCAAAGCAACAUCCACGAUACCUUUCCACCAAAGACUUCAACAAAAUGGUAAAAAGUGGUAUGCCCUUUGCUCGGAAGUUUGGAAAAGGAGAUUCAGUUUUGGACAAAAUCGACCGUGAACUCUUGGGGCGAUCCGAUGGGCAAUUCACCCCAGGUGGGUGGUGCAGUCAGAGAUCAGAUGGGGCAGAACAAUGCUCAUCAAGGGGUGACGAGUCCAAGUUUCUGCCAGGUCUGGGUGCUGAAAGGUUAGAGCAAUUGAUGAAAAAGCUUAUGUCCCAGGAUUUCCGAAACGGGAGCUGUUCCUCAUUGCAGUAUGAUCAAACUAAGAGAGAUUGGAUUCAUAGAAAUGCAGCUUAACAAGAGCAAACCCACAAUUCUUGGUUCUUUGCACUAUAUACUUCAUGAUAUCUCUGAGAUGUCACAUAUGGCAUAGUAUGAGAGAGUCAUACCUGCAUCAUUGUUCUGGAAGGACUAUUAUCAAGCAUUUGGAUCAACAUAGCUUUGACUUCCUAAUCUAUGGAUGUUGCAGAAGUCAAUUGAGUGUCUCAAUGAGUUGGAGAGAGAAAUGCAUACCGAUAUCACAUAUAUUGAAAUCAAAGCUUGGGGCCAAGCUAAAGAGAAGUGAAAGCUAAUGCAUGAUGGCUCCUAGUUUGUACUUUUAGAUGAACAAAUUGUAUCUGACAUUGAAAGACUAGAAUUUUUUUCCUUGAUUUUUGAUAUUCUAAAAGAUCUUAUUUCUUUCUCAAGCAUAGUUAAGACAUGUUACUA